CCUAUACAGAACUCGUAUAUAUUGCGUAUUGCGAGGGGCUGCUGGAGUUCUGUGUGGUGGACUGACUCCUGAGCGGGAGCAAAUGAAGAGAUGAAACCCGCCAUGCACAGCCCCUGAGUUCCCAGCCCGUAGUGACGUUCAACCACCCAACCAUGUCCACAUUCAGGGCGGUGCUGCCAACAGUGCUCACCACAACAUCAACCAAGAUUGGCUGACAACUCCCGCCAGAAUCAUCACAGAUUCACAGCCUUCGAAGCUUGCGUGUUACUUCAGCUCCAAGGCUUCGUGAUUGCACGCCCUCCACGCUCGUUACUGAAAAAUUAGGCCUAGUUCCCAGCCAUCCCUACAACUACACCUCACCUCUUCUGCUCUCUCUUCGGAUAUUUCUCGACCCCUGGAACUUUCAUCAUCCUUCUGCCCCAGGUCCCAGGUUAGCCAGCCAACUCACAGCCGCCCAGCCAGCAAACAAAAGUCCUGGAGACUCCGUCUUGGAGCUUCUGCGCUCUCCCUUCAUUUAUCCAACAACACCAACUCCGACUAGUCCCUAUCCAUCGCCAUCCAUACAUUCAAGAUGGCGGCCAACGACUACUAUAAUCCGAACCCAAACAACGCUCCUCAAGCUCCUUGCCCAUAUCCUCAGCAGACGUCAUCACCCUUCCCCCCCUCAUACGCCUCGCAGCCACCGUCGCGAACGCAAUCAACAAAACCACACGAACCCUCGCCCGUCUCACCCUUUGAAGCACCCUUCGACGACCAUGUAUAUCCUAUGGGUCCGCAGAGAUUAAGUAGUCACAGCUCGAUAGGGGAUGAUACAGCAUAUUAUGGCCAAGGAGGUGGUGGAAGACAACCAUCAAAUGCCUCUUUCCAGGACAAUAUUCCAUUACAAAAUCAGAAGCCAGCGGUUCCUCCAAAAGCAGGUACCGACCAUGUUUACGACACAGAUCAUGUAUACGAUGCAGGGGAUCCGAAUAACCCCGCGCGUAGAAACACGAAUAACCUCGAAGAUGGCGCCCGGGACGGCCGAUUUAAUAUUCUCAAGAAAAGAAAGAAGAUUGCAUUCGUCACCUAUAUUUUCACUCUCAUACAGGUCGUGGUUUUUAUCGUUGAAAUUGUAAAAAAUGGUAAGUGUAGAGGGUCAUAAGUCUCAGUCGUCCAUCUUAUCCAAAUACUUACUUUUCUCUAGCACAACUCACAGGUUCACCUAUCAUGAUCCAUCCCCAAAUCAAUCCUAUGAUUGGUCCAUCGCCUUAUGUCACAAUCAAUAUGGGAGCGAGAUACCCAUUAUGCAUGCAUAAUGUUAAAGGACUGCAAGAUUCCAGUGAGGAAAUAUCAUUUCCAUGUCCAGAUACUAUCGAAAAGACGGGAGUAUCACGGGGAAAAUCAACAACAGCUGGAGAAACCUGUAAUUUGCAACAGCUGUGCGGCAUGGGCUUUAAGACAGAAUGGUUGCCACAGGUUGGCAAAGGCGCUGAUCCAACCCCUGCACCAAAUCAGUGGUUCCGAUUCAUCACUCCAAUAUUCCUACACGCCGGAAUCAUUCACAUCGGUUUCAACAUGCUACUUCAGAUGACUCUUGGAAAGGAAAUGGAAAUAAUGAUUGGUCCAAUUCGAUACUUUUUAGUUUACAUGGCCAGUGGAAUCUUUGGAUUCGUUCUAGGAGGUAACUUUGCUGGUCCCAUGAUACCCUCGACUGGUGCAUCUGGAGCUUUGUUUGGUAUUUUGGCUUUGAUACUUCUCGAUUUGCUUUAUCACUGGCAACAGCGUGUGUCGCCUUGGAAGGACUUGGCAUUCAUUAUGCUUGAUGUUUUAAUCUCGUUUGCUCUCGGGCUACUUCCCGGCUUGGACAACUUUUCCCACAUUGGCGGCUUUUUGAUGGGAAUUACUCUGGGUAUCUGUAUUUUGCAUUCUCCCGCUGUCUUGCAAAGUCGCAUUGGUCAGGAACCACCGUAUACACCAGUCGCUAAAAGCGAUGAUCAUUUGAAUUCCGGAACCAUGAAGUUUGCUAAAGCACCUGUUGGAUUCUUCAAAGGUCGAAAGCCUGCUUGGUGGGCUUGGUGGCUUGUUCGUGUUGCUGCGCUGGUUUUCGUCUUGGUUGUCUUCAUUCUCUUGAUGGAUAACUUUUACAAGCCAACCGACAAGAGAUCUACUUGUAGCUGGUGUCACUAUUUCACCUGUAUUGUAAGUUUUCAUGAUCUCCUCUCUCGUAUCGAUGCUAACCCAAUAACAGGAUGUAAACGGCUGGUGUGAGAUUGGAAACUUGAACACCACAACCACUACCGUCCCCACUCCCAACACGUCGCCGGCGCCGGGUGUUCAGAAUCGGGGUCUGCUAGAAUUUGGAAUGGCCAAGUUGGCUUUCUAAUCAGGGUAAUUGUUAUCUUUCGGUCGUGUUUUGAGAGUCCUGGAAAAAUUGGAAUUUGCAUAGCGAUGGAGUCAACAAUGAAAUAUCUACGAU
Molecule: messenger RNA, 2455 nt
Organism: Hymenoscyphus albidus
Lineage: Eukaryota; Fungi; Ascomycota; Leotiomycetes; Helotiales; Helotiaceae
Source: the annotation of a GenBank genome assembly